Messenger RNA from Cokeromyces recurvatus, 1193 nucleotides. RefSeq lists its product as uncharacterized. The transcript has 9 exons. NCBI's taxonomy places the organism in Eukaryota, Fungi, Mucoromycota, Mucoromycetes, Mucorales, Mucoraceae. The coding region runs from base 60 to 896 and encodes 278 amino acids. The record is from RefSeq and is a predicted model, not a curated record.
AAAAAAAAUGUUAACAGAGGUUGUUGCCCUUUAUUUUAUUUAUUUAUUUUAGUUUUAUUAUGCAAUCCUCGUCUUUAAAAAAAGCAAUCUGGUUUACUGGCUCUAUAGAAGAGGCAGUGAAAGCAGUUACCGAAAAUAACUUAAUACUUUUAGUAUAUAUCUUUGAUGAGUCAGAAAAAAGUAAAAAAUUUAAUAUUGUAUUUGAAGAUGGAAAUCUUGUGUCGGCUAUAGAAUCGAAAGCCAUUGCGUUAAAAUUACAAAAAGAUUCACAUGAAGCAAACUUAUUCGGUCAAUUAUAUCCAAUUAAUCAUGUACCUUUAGUCUAUUUUAUUUUACAAGGUACAAUUAAAGACUUUGGUAUUGAAGGUUUAUCCAGUCAAGAUAUAAUAUCAAAAAUAAAUAACCUUUCUCCUCCCACUACUACAAAAGACAUAAAGGAAAAGCUAAAAGAGAUAAAAGAAAAGCAUAUUGAAAAGGAAGAAAAACAAUUAAAAGAAAGAGAAAUGAAGAGACGAGAAGAAGGAAAAAUAGCUCAGGAAACUCUUCAGGACUUGAAAGAAAAGCAAGAGAAAACAUAUUUCGAGAAACUAAAAAAAGAACGAAAAGCAGAAGAAGAAUACAAAAAGAAGAUAAAAGAACAGAUUGCAAAGGACAGAGCAGAUCAAAUUGCUGCUAGAAAAGCAGAAAAACAGCGUAUUUCAAUCGAAAAAGAGAAGAAUAUGAAUCAUAACACUUCUUCAGAUUAUUACAGCCAUUGUAAUUUAAAUAUUAAGCAGCUGAAUGGUUCAAACUUAAGACAUUCAUUUUCACCUUCUAAUCGUCUUUCUGAAGUAAUUGAAUGGAUUGAUAUUGCAAGUAUUUAUAAUAAUCAUGAUAAAGUGAAACAAAAUAUGUAACUUCUACUUUUAUAUGUGUAUAGAAUAGAACAGACAGUGAUGUACCAUAUAGAUUAUUUGCUCAAUUUCCAAAUCGUAAUUUUGACAUUGGUGAAGAACAAAGGACAUUAUUAGAACUAAAAUUGUGUCCUAGUGCUACUUUAAUUAUGAAACCUAUGAGAAAUGUUUCAACUGCUUAUAAUAGAGAAAGAGGAAGCUGGAUAGACUAUCUGUAUUCUGCAGGAAAUACAAUCUAUAAUUCUGUAUCAUCCAUUACUUCUUAUCUGGCUACCCCUACGACUACGACUACGACUACUA